UUCCAAAAGCAAUAUUUUCAUUCGCUUCUAGGCUUUACAAUCUAUUUCACAGUUGAGUAAGGACAAAACAAUGGAUUUAUUAUUUAGUUCGUUGAUCUAAGACCACAGUGCAAGCCAGAUCAUCUUACGAUUUCGUAGGAAAACAAACAAAGCUUCGAAGGUCGUUUUCAAACCUUCGUUUGUGUGCCACUACCAUCCCGGAAGAGGGAGGAGAUUACAAACACACAAUUUAAGCGUCAGUUUAUCCGGGUUUGGGCCACCUCCGAGAAAAAAAUCGCUCUUUUACAAUGAAUUUCCAGGGAUACGGUGCACCGGCUGCGGGCGGGUAUCCAGGUGGAUUCCCUGGACAGCAGCAGGACCCUCUGUAUGGAUACUUCGCUGCCAUCGCUGGUCAAGAUGGCCAGGUAUCUGCAGAGGAACUUCAGGCUUGUUUGACUCAGGCCAACUUCUCUGGUGGCUACAGACCUUUCAACAUUGAGACAUGUAGACUGAUGAUCAGCAUGCUUGAUAGAGAUAUGUCUUGCUCAAUGGGUUUCAAUGAGUUUAAGGAGCUGUGGGCAGUGCUCAGUGGCUGGAAGCAGCACUUCAUGAGCAUCGACAGGGACAGGAGUGGCACAGUUGACCCACAGGAAAUGAGCCAAGCUGUUUCCUCUAUGGGGUACAGGCUGAGUCCCCAGGCCAUGAACUGCAUAAUUAAGCGUUACAGCUCUAAUGGGAAGAUCUCAUUUGAUGAUUAUGUUGCUUGCUGUGUCAAACUGAGGAGCUUGACUGAUCUGUUCAGAAAGAGGGACCAGGCUCAACAGGGAAUGGCGACAUUUCAAUAUGAUGAUUUCAUCCAGUGCACCAUGAGCAUCUGAGAGAAGCCUCUGGGUUCAUGCAAAGAUCCACAAAUAGAAAAAUGUAUACUUUAGUUUUCAUUUUUAUAACUUUUAUAAAAAUUGACUUACAUGGAAAUGCCUUUCUGUCAUACUUUGACAAUGUUGUAGUACUUAUGCAAUAUAAAACAUACAUUUAAACAAUAUUGUUUAAUAUAGCGCAUAUUUCAACACUAUUGCAUUAUUCAUAAGACUAAGUACGCAAUGCCUCCAUACCAAUAAAAUUUAUAGACUAACCAC
This is a messenger RNA of Carassius auratus (goldfish), 1115 nucleotides long. RefSeq names its product sorcin (gene sri). Bases 288 to 857 code for a protein of 189 amino acids. The record is from RefSeq and is a predicted model, not a curated record. The transcript is spliced from 8 exons. Gene Ontology annotation, molecular function: calcium ion binding. NCBI's taxonomy places the organism in Eukaryota, Metazoa, Chordata, Actinopteri, Cypriniformes, Cyprinidae.